AUGGCGCGGGAGCUGAGCCAGGAGGCUGUGCUGGACUUCCUCUGGGCGGCCGGGGGGCGAGCCCCCAACACGGCGCUGCUCCGCCACUUCCAGCGGUUCCUCCGCGACCCGGCGCUGACGGAGCAGCAGCGGCGGGAGCGCCGCGAGUACUUCAAGAGCCUCGUCAACUCCCUGGCCACCGUCCACCCCGCCGCCGUCCCCGGCGCCUCCAAGGACAUCGUCCUCCGCCGCAGGUACCGCGACCUCCUCGAUGAGGAGCUGCCACCUCCGGAGGAGCAGCGGGAGCAGGAGGAGGAAAAGAACGAGCCGCCGCCGCCCCGACGCGACCCCGACGGGCGGCGCGGCCCCCACGGGGAGACGGCGGAGCAGGGGCGGCCCGGCGGGGCGGGGGGCUGCGCCGCCCGGGGCCGCGGGGGGCCGUGCUGCGAGUGCCGCCGGGCGCGCCGCGCUGCCGCCGCCGCCGCUGUCCCCGCGCCGGGCCCCGGGACACCGCCCGCCCCCCGGCCGCCCCGCUCCCGCUCCCCGCCGCCCCCCCCGCAGCCGCCCCCGUACCGGACCCAGCCGCUGUCUUCGGGCCCCUGGGCGCUUCGUGCCGGCGGCACAGCGCGGCCCCAGCCCCCCGCGCUGCCGUCGGAUCCUGGGGUGCUGUCCCCCGCGGUGCUGCCCCGGUCCUUAUCGCCGCCGCUGCCUGCCGCCGGGCUGCCCUCUGCCACAGCGCCCCGGUCCCGGACGCCACCGCUGCCACCGGGCCCGGAGAAGCCGCCUCCCUACAGACUGCCUCAGCCCCGAUCUCCGCCGCAGCCGGUGACUGGGAUGCCCCUGCUGAAGGCCCCUCGACCCUCAGCAAGCCCGGGGAGGCGACCCCACGCCGGACCCAUCCCGUCCCCGCUGCUGUCAUCGGGCCCCAGGGCGCUGUCCCCCCGUGACCUGCCCCCAUCCCGAUCCUUGCCGUUGCUGUCCGCCCCGGAGGUGCUGCCCCUGUCCCGGUCCCUGCAGGCACUCCCUGCCAGCCCCUCAUCGCCACUGCUUUUGUCAGGCCCCGAGAUGCUCGCUUCCACCAGGCUGCUCCCAUCGCAGUCCAGGUCCCUGCAGCAGCUCCCCACCAGGCCAUCCCCAGACCUGCCGAGGGGAUCCAGGGGGCUGACCCCCAAGGGACCAACCCAACCUCAAGUCCUGCGACUGCACCCAUGUCAAAGCCUGACACUGCAGUCAGGUCCUGAGAUCCUGCCCACCACCAGGUCCCCCCCACCCCAAUCCCUGCCAUGGUCUGCCUCUCUCCCGUCCCCAUCCCGCUCCCUGCAGCCACCCCUUGCCAGGUCACCCCCAUCCCAGUCCUUGCUGCCAGCACAGGGCCCCACAGUGCCCCAAGCCUCGGAGAGCCAGCCUCCGGCACCGCUGCCUGUUUUCCGGAGCAUCAGGUGCCAGCUCGCUUUGUCGGAGUUGCAGGGCACCCCUGCCUCAGCGCACGAUGACUGUGGGCGGCAGCCCCACUCCAUGCUCCCCAAGAGCUCCCCUAGGAACGCCUCAAGCCGGGGGCCUGUGGUGCCACUGGGACAGCGGGAGCACACCUGGCUGGUGGCAAUGUCAGCAGGCUGCUGGGCUCAGGUGCGAGGGCUCUUUCUGGAAGAGCCUGAGCUGGCCCUGCAGAGGGACUUCAUAUCAGGCUUCACCGUCCUUCACUGGCUGGCCAAGCACGGCGAUGGGCCGGGCCUGCAGGAGCUGGCAGCGGCGGCGCAGCAGGUCGGGCUGGCCCUGGACGUGGACGCCCGCUCGGGCUGCGGGUACACGCCGCUGCACCUGGCUGCCAUACACGGCCACCAGCUGGUCAUCAAGGUGCUGGUGCUGCAGCUGGGGUGCCAGGUGCAGGUGCGGGAUGGCAGCGGGCGCCAGCCAUGGGAAUACCUGGGCAGCUCCACCUCGGGAGAGAUCUGGCAGCUCCUGGAGGCACCCCGUGGCACAAUCAUGUUCCCUACGCAGCCCCUGGCCCGCCGUGUGUCCUCUGUCAGCAAGGUCUCGCCGUCCACCGGCAGGGCAGCGUUGCCUGCCUGCCUCCGUGUGCAGCUCGGGCGUGGGGCAGUGUCCCACCCAUCCGGCAGUGACAGUGACUGA
Molecule: messenger RNA, 2109 nt
Organism: Lonchura striata (white-rumped munia)
Lineage: Eukaryota; Metazoa; Chordata; Aves; Passeriformes; Estrildidae
Source: RefSeq, a predicted model, not a curated record